Molecule: messenger RNA, 7555 nt
Organism: Microbotryum saponariae
Lineage: Eukaryota; Fungi; Basidiomycota; Microbotryomycetes; Microbotryales; Microbotryaceae
Source: the annotation of a GenBank genome assembly
AUGAGCCCACCUAGCCUAUCAGCGGCGGGCGACCUCGACGUCCACGGUGACAUGGCAUCAACGCCUCCACCACCGUCAUCAACGUCGUACCAUACCAACGACGUCGCCUCCACUACCUCCGUCACGCUCACUAAAGAGCAAUUCGACGAGCUGAUCAGGAACCAGCGCCCCGCACGGGACGACGACGCAUUAUCCAUGCGUCAGCGCCUACCCCCAGCCAACCCUCCGGUCUUCCCCGACGACUCGAAACUUACGGAGGACAAUUACGUUGACUGGGUCCCCACGAUGCCGCCAUGCCCGCCCUCUUGGGCUGGAUUCAACGCUCGGACGAAUCGAGCGACGGUCCCCGUUGCGAAGGCGGUCGUACCGACCAAACGCUCUGCACCAGGCAAGAAGGGAAAAUGGGAUCGUUCUGGUCCUGCCCCGAGCAACUGCCCAGCUUGUGGUCAAGGCAAACACUGGCUCGACAAGUGUCCGGAAUCGCGCAAGCGAGCCAAGUACCUCGAGCUCAAAAACGCCAUGAAGGAACUCCAAGGCUCAUCAUCGCCUGCGUCCACGUUCGUGGCCACCGAGGCAGCAUCCAAGGAUCAACACCUGUCCGUCGUUUCUUCUGCUACGUUUGUCAACAUCGGGCCACCGGCGGAAAUCCUUCUGCUAGACUCGGCGUCGGCGUGCCACGUCGUCAACGAUGCGUCCUUCUUUGACGGCCCCCUUUCACCUACCCCGCAAGUCCUGCAAGGUCUAGGGGGAACGGUGAAGGCCUCGGGAAUCGGCUCGGUCAAGCUCGUCUCCGAUAAUGGUACCAGGUUCACCCUCAACGACGUGAUCUACGCCCCCGAGAGCCCUGCCAACCUCAUCUCAGUCCGGGCCUUCGACCGCAAAGGCGUUCGCAUCACCUUCGAACACGGACAAGUCGAGCUCCGCACGCCGCAAGGGUGCAUCGCCACAGCAUCAGCCAUCGCGUCCUGCGUUUACAAACUCAACGCUUCGGUCCAAGCUGCCAGCAAAGAUGCGCGACACACGCUCGUUGCCACCAAGUCCAAUAGGCUACCUUUACUUACCCUUCACCGGCGCUACGGCCACGCCUCUGUCCAGACACUUAAAAAACUGGCGGCCUCUGGCCAGGUGGAGGGUUUAGAUUGGCCCUAUAGUGACUUCGAGUGUGAUGGCUUCACCUGCAACGCGUGCCUUGCCUCCAAAGCGCAUCGUUUGCCUUUCCCCUCUUCGUCGUCGCAUGCCGCGGAACCACUCGCAUUGGUGCACUCGGACGUCUUAUCUUUCCCCGAGGAAUCCUUAGGCCAUAAGCGAUACCUCGUCACGUUCAUCGACGACUUCUCGAGGAAGACUUGGGUUUACCCCAUCGGGCACAAGAGCGAGGUCCUUCAGACAUUCAAGGAUUGGCUUCUGGAGAUCGAAAACGCCACGGGUCGCAGGGUCAAAACACUUCGCUCGGACAACGGGGGCGAGUAUGUCUCUACCGCUUUCAACGGCUAUUGCGUGGCCCGCGGAAUUCAUCGCGAAUUGACCAUACCGUACACACCCGAGCAAAACGGUCGGGCUGAGCGAGCCAACCGGUCGAUCGUCGAGGGCACCCUGGCUCUACUGUCUCACUCGGGACUCCCACGAUCGUGCUGGGACGAGGCUGCCAUGUGUUACAUUCACGCCAAGAACCUCUCGCCUCACGCGGCCCUUGGUGGAGCCAUCCCAAACAGUCGUUGGUCGGGCCACACACCAAGCGUAGGGGGUCUUCGGGCAUUCGGUUGUCGCGCUUGGACCACCGUGCCGGCUCACCGACGGGACAAGCUCGACCCAAAAGGGAUUCCUCUGGUCUUCGUCGGGUACGAUCGACACGCGAAAGCCUACCGCCUUCUUGAUCCUUCCUCCAUGCGUGUGAGUCUGGGCCGCAAUGUGACGUUCGUAGAAACCGAGUUCCCCUUCGCUAUCGCGCCCACCCGAGUGACGCAGCCGUCCAUCCCGGGUUACGCCCCCAGCCCCCACCCGUCGAAGCUCCAACACCCGUCGAGCCUCCCCCACGGCCACCGGCCCCAACGCCUGUCGAGGCACCCGCGUCGCCCGCAUCGACCAGCUCGGCCGACAACGACGACGCCUCAUCGACCACGAGCGCAACGACGGAGUCAGCCGUGAACCUGCCGCAACCACCUCCGGAUCCAGCUCCACUCGCCAAAGUCAAGCCGAGUUGGGAGUACGGCGACGUCGCCAAGGUUGGUCCCGAUCCAGGGAAGUACGGUGAAGUCGACGCUCGAAACAUCAUUGAUGGCCCCCGGACUCGCCGCCAACCCGUUCCCACCAUGAUCACGCGGGAACAGCCAGUCGACGGCACCGACGGACCCACCGCCUCUUUCAAGAGCCUGCUCCUUGCCUUCGCAUCCACCAAGGCCGGCUUCGCAGAUCAUGACUUGUCGGUUGUUCGCGAUCCGGCAAAUUGGGGCGACGUCAUCCGAUCGGGACAAGAGGACGUUUGGGGCGCUCCGGCACAGGAUGAAUUCGAUUCGCUUCUGAACGAUUACGAGGUCUUUCAAAUCGUCGAAUCCUGUGAGCUCCCAGCGGGUGAGAUCCUCCUGCGGUCGGGCUGGGUGUUCCGGACUAAACGCAACCAGCAUGGCGACAUCACCGAUCACAAGGCCCGACUUGUUGCUCACGGAUGUGCCCAACGCCCUGGCCUUGACUUCGAGAAGACCUACGCCCCUGUCGUCAAAUUCACGUCCAUUCGAGCCCUCAUCGCACUCGCCGCGGCCAACGGCUAUCACGUCCAUCAGGCCGACGUCAACAAGGCGUAUUUACACGGCAAACUUGACAAGCCUCUCUACAUGCGCGUCCCUCAGGGCAUAAACCUGCCAGGCAAGAUCCUCAAGCUGUCCAAAUCCAUCUACGGCCUUCGCCAGGCCGGCACCAUCUGGAACGCUGAGAUCGACUCGACUCUGCGGUCCCUCGGAUACGUCCCCACCAGGUCUGACAUCUGUAUCUACCGCCGCGAACACGACGGGCACUCACACUAUAUUGCCUUGUACGUCGACGACUUGCUUUUGGUUGGUCCCUCUACCGCCGAAAUCGAGCGGGUGCUGGACGCGCUGGAACUCGCAUACGGCAUCAAACAUCUCGGACCUGCCGAAUAUAUUCUAGGCAUCCAAGUCAAAUGUGGACAAGACGGCUCUAUCAUGCUCUCACAAGAGCGCUACCUUCGGGACAUCCUUGCCAGGUUCCAAUUCACCGAUGCCAAGCCGGCAAGUAUUCCAAUGCAGCCAGGUGUCGUCCUUGACUUCGAGGACUUGGCGGCCACUCCUCAGGAUCGUACGCGCUACUUGCAGGCCAUCGGUUCGUUGAUGUACGCCGCAGUUGGAACUCGUCCGGACCUCGCCUUCGUGGUCAGCUACCUCGCUCGCUUCUCCCAGCAGCCUGGCCCGGAGCAUUGGACAGCCAUCAAGCAGGUCCUCCGUUACAUCAAAGGCACGCUGGACUUGGGCCUCACCUAUCGCAAGACCAGCCAACCACUCCAUGGCUACUCGGAUGCGAACUGGGGAGCCUGUCUAACGACCUCACGAUCGACCAUGGGCUACGCGUUCAUCUUGUCCGGAGCCGCUAUUGCUUGGUGCUCCAAACGCGAGCACAGGGUGGCCAAGUCCACUACCGACGCAGAGUACCUCUCUCUUUCGUACACAAGCGGUGAUGCCAUCCACCUGAGCGAACUCCUGGCUGAACUUGGCGCUCCGGUCUCCGGUCCAGUCGUACUCUACGGGGACAACCAAGGUUCGCUGGCUCUUGCGCAGCACCCGACCAACCAUCAGGGGUCUCGUCAUGUUCGCAUCUCGGAACAUUACGUCCGCGAGAGGGUAGCUGAGAAGGAGAUCGAGGUCCGCUACAUCGCCACCGGCGACAUGAUUGCCGAUAUUUUCACCAAAGCCUUGGGUCCCAAGCCGUUCAUCUUCCAUCGGGAGAAUUUGGGUUUGCGAGGUGCAGUGGUAUGACAGCACGGGGGGGUGUCAAUAUAUUGCUGUUUCAUCCCACUGGUAUUCCCGAUUAUGAUUAGUUACUAGUUGUUGAUAUUAGUCGCCCCGCGCGUCUCGAGCCUGCCUCGCACGCGCUCCCUUAGCGCUUAUCUUCUUUCUCCAACUAUCUUUACUAUCUUCAUCGGCUCUCGUACUUACGCACUUCGUGCCUCGGCCUCAGUUCCUGAAAUGAACUUCCUCUUUGAGACGGUCGGUGGUGACCUGGGCGCUCCUGAGUCCUUCGCAUUCGCGUCGUACGAGAGAGCGACCACGCGUCAUUACCUCCUCUCGGACCAAGAGUUGGCGAGGGUUUUGGCACUGGUGGAAUCCACGAGCACGGAUCCAAACCCGCCAGAGGACGAGCACGUCACCUACGUCCGCAGCUGGGCGCUCCAGGUCGAGGAGCUUGCCCUACUCGUCGAGGCGUGGGUCCAAGCCGGGAUCGCUGUCCCGGAGAGCUGGUCGUGGCUCGUCGAUGCCUUCGCCCAUGAAGAUCCGAACAAAGUCAUCUACGUACGUUACGUUGGUUCGACCUGUGGCCAGACCGCAUACAAUCGGUUUAUCGAGGACCGUCAUCAGCGCAAGACCGGCAUCAUGGGCGAGUUUCUGGGCACGCUGCUCGAGGUCGCUCCCCGAGCCUACGAGCACGGAAAGACGUUCGAGGUGCGUUCGGAGAUGGUGUCGAUUUUUUUGGUUAGAGUUUCUUGACCUGAGCGAAUGAUUGUACACGUUAUGCCACAGAUCCGAAAUGCUCGUCUGCCGUCGUCGGCGUCGUCGGCGGCCCGCGACUUGAGGGAGCAAGUCAUCAUCGCCUUCUUCGGGCGUCACAAUCUCUUGAACGUGCAAGCCGGAGGAAUUUAUGCAUCCUACGCGCCCGAUCCCUCCGACAUCAAAUUUCUCAAGAGCCCUACCUCGCGUUUCUUCCAGAACUUUGCCCAAUGGUCCAAACCCGUCCCUCGAGCAAUGAUUGAACAGCUCAAGCACUGGAAGGACUACGUCGCCGACCUCAUCGCCAGCAAUCCGCAGUCAACGCGCUCGGCCGUGCUUCCGCUGCCCACCAAGACGCUCGACACGAUGUUCGGGCAAGCCGUUCCUAGCCAAAUCGGGGGUCUCGUGCCCAUGGUCCAUGUCGGCCUCGACAUCACCCUUGAAAGUUACCUCGAUGGAACGGCGUACCUGCAAGGCAAGUGCCGCACAGGGCACAUCACCGUCCGCUUCGCCGAGCGACACGCGGGAUACGAGCUCGGCCGAGAGGACGUUGAGCUCGACAAAUCCGUUAUGCCCUUCGUCAACCUGUUCCCGUGGCCAUGCAAGGUCGACAUUGAUCUGGGGUUGGCGCAGCUCACGAAUUAUCUUGUCGUCGUCCUCCCCAUUCUCGUCGUCACGUCUUCGCACUUGGCGUUCUCCUGCGCCAUGGCCAACUGGCUGCACCCACUCGGAAUCCGUACGGACGCCGAAUUCUUCUCGCACGUGGGCAAGGUGCACCGUCGAUAUCUCCUUGACAAUGACUACCUUGAGGACGAAACCCAACUCGAGCCACCCGGCGAUCGAGAGGUCCUCGUCAUCGGCCACAUUGAUCCAGGAUUCGACAAGUAUGGCGCUCAGCCGCAAGAGCUUCGACGAGUCUUUGAUAUAUGCCACGCCAUCACGUGGUUCGUCGCCGGUGUUGUCGUGGAAAAGUCCCAUCUACUCGCCCAGGGUCGUCCCGACGGCCGAGCCGAUCGCGCAGCCGUCAUCGACGAGGUCAUGAAAACCCUCGACUCGUCCUCCCGCUUCAGCGACCUCGAGCAGAAACGUGACGAGUGGGUUGCCGAAUAUCAACUGUGGGCGGUCGAGCAUCGCGCGCAGUAUCGUCCUCGCAUGGGAACGGCGGUCGCGAGCAGGGUGCGCAAAGCCGGUGCGCGGCGACGCGUAUCGAACGUCGAGCUCGCAUGGGGCGAUGUCGGCAGUGCGGAGCGUCGGCGCCAGCUCGUCCGCGUCUGGAAGCUGCAGAACCCGGAAUAUUUUCUGUGCUUGGAGCGGCCGAUCACUUGGGAAAAGUGGGAGCAGUGGGGCGGGGGCGUCGCCAAAGGUAAUUCGUAUUUCGCGACCGCGCUCGCGCAGGCUGGUCGACAGCGCCUGGUCGCCCAAGGACAGCAUCCUUUGCGCAGCGUCUUGCUCGGUGAGUUGCUCGUCCUCAGGCUGGCCCUCGGCGUCCGCACAUUCACCUACUGCCAACCUGCGUAGACGCCCUCGCUGGCUUUCAACCUCCAACGGUUCGCUGACAGGUAGCUUUCGACUUCUUGGUGUGUGCUGUAGCGUUCACCCCCGACGAUGCCAUCGAUGAGUCCUGGAUGGCCGAUUCCGUCGCCGUGCAACGAGCCUUGUCCGCGUGGUCCCGCAACGCACUCGCCCACCUUCCGACCGAUCAUUGGUCCAGCAAGAAGCAACGCGCACGCACGCUCAAAAAGGGAACCAUCUUCUUGGACCGGCUGGAGGGCGAGGUGGCAGAGUUCAACUUUUCGAACCGAAAGUGCGAAAUCUUGCUUCGCCGCCACGACGCCGAGGUCGACGACGACUUUACCUUCCGUCUUCGGGUUUCGCCGAGCUUCGCCCCCCGCGCCCAAGGCGAGCGCCGCAUCUUGCACUUCCUUCCCGGAGGCGUCGGACUCGAGGACGAGAACGGGAAUUUUCUACAACGUGAUGGUUUCACCCCCGAAGAAGGCAUCUUUCGUGCUCGAGACGCGGUGCUGGGGCAUCGUGGGGACGUCUUUGCUCGCAUCUUCGCUGCCGAACGGGCGGCUCUGGCCCCUGCCGCGCCUGCCCGCACGGCCACCGCCACCUCGACGAGUACGAACACGCUCGCUGCUACAACCACGGGGACGCAACUCCUGAUGCCCCCGACGGGAGAGCCGCCGGUCACGUCGACCACCCGUAAACAGAAGCGCACCGAGGCGAGGGAACAGGACAUCUCUCCCGGAGACGGGGUCUGGCUGCUGAAACAAUGGGUCGACUGGAGGUGUGGGUUCGAGAAGCCAAUCACAUUCAACACGCUCGAUCCCAGCGACGCCCGCCUCUCCGCCGACCUGCGCGAGAGCUCGAUCGCAACGAGCUUUGUUCGCUUUCUGCACCAGGAGCCGUACGCCCGCCACCCAUGGAAGCAGAGGUGGCUCGAUUGGUGCAACGAUAUCAAGCUAAAGGGCAAGAAUAUUGUGGCCAACCUCGAACGUUUUCGCGUGAUCCAGUGCCGCACCGGACGGGUCAACUUUGGCGCAGGGGGAAUGAUAGACUACCGCAUCAUCACUAUCUUCCCGCAACAAGUCGGCGCCAGCGCUCGCUCCGCUGCGUCCCCCACUCCCCCUUCCUCAUUGGUAUCCGGUCCUGGGUCCCUCGUCCCCGCCACCACCUCUCGUCCUUCGCCAGCUACUCUUGCUCCCGCAUCUCGGAGCGAUUCCGCCGUCGCAGGACCGGGACCUUCGACGGAGCCCUCACGUCGUGCUCGAGUCGCGGGCAAUGUCGCACCAACGAAACGUCCUCGAUCGCCCUCGCCAUUCGAGGAGUCGUCGCCGUAG